GCUCUAUAUUUUGUAUGUUUUGGUGGUCUUUUAUUUAUUUAUUUAUUGUUUUUAGAGACCUUAAUAUUCUAUUACAGUAUAAUUUUUUCUUCUUUUUUUUUGGCUUUCUUUGUCCAAUUAUCUCCUUCUCCACUCUAAAAUCAAAGAAAGAGAAACCCAGUUCAGAAUCUCCCAUUGCUCUACUCUGUUCCAAUCCUGGAAGGCUGCAACUCCCGCCAAAAGGGGCUCAGACCUUUAUAUUUUCUUCAUCCAUCCCUUUUUCUUUUUCUUUCUUUGAUGGUAACGGUUACUAGUAAACCUUUCGACUACUCAAAAUGGAAGCUCUGAAAUCCCCUUUUCUCAGCUCUGUUCCUCUAAAAUUUCAAUCCUGGGAAACUACCAAAACCCCCAGACCCAAACCCGAACAGGAACCCGGUUAUACGUUCUUCCCCCGCUGCUCCUCCUCCUCCUUGAAUGUCACCCCAGACCCAUGGACGCUCAGCUCUGGCAACACCAACAAAACCCGCUUAAAUAAACCAAAACCCAAGUCCAGAAACCCAAAGAACCCACUUUCGGACGACAACGCCCGGAGAAUCAUCAAGGCCAAAGCCCAGUACUUGGGGCAACUCAGGAAAAACCAAGGCUCCAUGGCCCAGACUCCCAAGUGGAUCAAACGUACGCCUGAGCAGAUGAUGCAGUACUUGGAUGAUGACAGGAAUGGACACUUGUAUGGGAGACACGUAGUGGCUGCCAUCAAGAAAGUCAGGAGUCUAUCCGGGUUGCCUCGUGGAUCCUAUGAUAUCAGGCAAGUCAUGGCUUCCUUUGUUGCUAAGCUUACUUUUAGGGAGAUGUGCGUUGUGUUGAAAGAGCUCAAGGGUUGGAUUCAAGUGAGGGACUUCUUUUUUUGGAUGAAAUUGCAGGUAUGUUUUUUUUUUUUUUUUUUUUUAAUUUAUGAAAUAGAGAAAAUAGAUUAUACUUUAUAAAUACUUUCCCUUUUUUUGGUUAACUUUGGUUUUGCGUGGUGUGUAUCAUGAUUUUAUGACUGUGUUUUGUGUUAGUCAUUUUGUGUAUCUUUUUUUCAACAGAAUAUGCUAAACAGACCUUAUUAUUUUGCCUGUGGCAAUUAGUAUUUUUUAAGCUUUUGUUUUUGGCUUUCCUAUAUUGUUCACGUAUUAAUUUGGUGUAACAUUAGAUGGUAUGAUUAAACAGCUAAGCUAUCGGCCUAGCGUUAUUGCCUACACUAUUGUUCUUCGUGCCUACGGCCAAGUUGGGAAAGUCAAGCUUGCCGAGCAGGUCUUCUUAGAGAUGCUUGAAGCUGGAUGCGAACCAGAUGAAGUUGCUUCGGGAACCAUGUUGUGUGCUUACGCUAGAUGGGGGCACCACAAGGCCAUGAUGUCCUUUCAUUCUGCUGUAAGGGAAAGAGGCAUAACGCCCUCACCUGCAGUCUUCAACUUUAUGCUGUCUUCUUUACAGAAGAAAUCACUUCACAAAAACGUUUUGGAAAUUUGGAGGCACAUGAUGGAUGAUAAGGUGGUUCCUGAUCAUUUCACUUACACGGUUGUCAUUUGUUCAUUAGUGAAAGAAGGUCUUGCAGAUGAAGCUUUCAGGAACUUUGCUGAAAUGAAAAAUUUGGGAUACGUGCCUGAGGAAGCAACCUACAGUCUUCUUAUUACGUUGAGUAUAAAAAUUGGGAAAAAUGCCGAAGCUUUAGACCUCUAUGGUGAGAUGAGAUCACAUAAAAUUAUUCCGAGUAAUUUCACUUGUGCCUCCCUUCUGACAUUGUACUACAAAAGUGGGGAUUAUCCGCGAGCUCUUGCUCUUUUUAAUGAAAUGGUAAGGUACGGCAUUGUUGCUGAUGAAGUCAUUUAUGGAUUACUUAUAAAAAUAUAUGGAAAACUCGGUUUGUACGAGGAUGCUCGAAUGGCGUUUGAAGAGACACGGACUCUAGGCCUGCUAGUUGAUGAGAAAACGUAUACUACAAUGGCACAGGUCCAUCUCAAUUUUGGAAAUGUUGAUAAAGCUUUGAGCUUGAUUGAGGAACUGAAGUCAAAAAACAUUUUGUUAUCGAGGUUUACACUGCAUAUCUUGUUGCAGUGCUAUGUCAUGCUAGAAGAUGUAGCUUCUGCUGAGACCACAUUUCACGCCAUAUCUAAGACUGGAUCUCCACAAUGUUCCUCUUGUAAUGUUAUGAUUAAUCUCUUUAUGAAGCUUGAUUUGAUGGACAAGGCAAGGGAGUUCAUUUUGCAGAUCCGGGAUCACCAAAUUGAAUUUGAUGAGUUGCUUCUCAAAACAGUCAUGAGGGUUUAUUGUAAGGAGGGCAUGCUCACUGAGGCGGUGAAAUUAACAGAAGAACUUAGCAGAAUUGAGCCGUUUGAGAAGAGUACAUUCGUCCAGACAUUUUUGUUGGCAGUGCAAGAUGGAAGACGAGAAGCUGAGAUAAUCUCUUCUUUGCCCUCUGAAAAAAUAAACCUACUCGCACUUGAGCUGAUUCUUGACCUCUAUAUUGAGACAAAAGAUUUCGUGGAGGCGGAGAGAAUUUUUAAGCUGUUGCUAGGCACUUCCAAUGGUUUGUCAGUAGCCAGCCAGCUUAUCACAAAAUUUUGCAAACAAGGUGAUGCGAGGAAAGCAGAGUACUUGUUUCAUCUGCUGAUUGAGCAAGGGCAACAAGCAGAGGAUGCCGCUUGUGGAUCUUUGAUUACUUUAUAUGGCAAACAGCAGAAGCUGGAAGACGCCCAGAAAUUCUUUGCAACAGUGGCAAAAUCCUGUCAAGGACGCACAAAUCUGUACAGAUGGAUGGUUGCCACUUAUAUCAAAUGUCAUAAAGUUGAUGAAGCGUAUUUGUUUUACAAGGAAGAAAUUCAGGAAGGAAACGACUUUGGUCCUGUUGCUAUCAGCAUGCUUGUGAAUGCAUUGGCCAAUACUGGCAAGUUUCGGGAAGCAGAAGAUGCCAUUCAUAAGAGUUUUCAAUCUGGUUUGAAGCUUGACACUGUGGCUUUUAAUACUUUCAUCAAAGCUAUGCUUGAUGCAGGGAAGUUACGGUUUGCUGCUAGCAUUUAUGAUCGGAUGGUUUCCCAGAACAUUACUCCGUCACUUCAGACAUACAACACCAUGAUCAGUGUCUAUGGAAGGGGCCGGAAUUUGGACAAAGCUGUGAAGAUUUUUGACAUUGCUCAAAGUAGGGGCAUUCCUUUGGAUGAGAAAGCAUAUACCAAUAUGAUAUGCUAUCUUGGAAAGGCUGGUAGAACCCAGGCUGCAUCAUUUUUGUUUAACAAAAUGCAGGAAGAAGGGAUCCAACCUGGUAAGGUUAGCUGCAAAGUAAUGAUAAAGAUAUAUGCCACGGCCGGGCUUUAUAAUGAAGUGGAGGAAAUUGUGCUCAGAAUGAGGAGAAACGGAUGUCCCCCUGAUUCUGAUACCUAUCUUGUUCUUAUUCAAGCAUACGCCAACGCAUCGAAACAUUUAGAAGGCGAACAGGUUAUUAUUGAAAUGCAGAGGGAAGGAAUUCAGCCUGCUUGUGCCCAUUUCAAUGUCGUAUUGGUAGGCUACACUAGAACUGGCUUAACCAAGGAAGCUGAAAGAGUUUAUGGGGAACUUGGAAAGUUAGGCUUAACGCCGGACAUAGAGUGCAACCGGAGCAUGCUUAGGGGUUACAUGGAGGCCGGACAGGUGGAAGAAGGCAUCAUGUUUUUCGAGCGUGUGGGGGGUCCAAAGGACAGGUUCAUGAUGAGCGCGGCAGUUCACUUGUAUGAGUCUGCUGGUUUGAAGGAAAGAGCUGCAGUAGUAUUGAGUAGUAUGAGGAGAGAAGACAUUCCAUUCUUGAAGAAUCUGGAAGUAGGUUCAUGCAGAAAGAAAAUUGAGGACCGAAUGAUGACAACAGGUUCGUAGGGCAAACGCUGCCGCUGCAAUGUAGGAAAAGAGCUGGUAGCCGGUAACGGAGGUGAGUGUGUCUGGAGAUUAUAAUAAGCUAGCUGGGAAGUAGAGAUAGCUGCAAUGAUGAGUUGAAGUUGCUGAUAUGGAUGGGGGGGGGGCAUGCGAUUGUUGGAUAUUGUUUUGGGAAGUUGAGAUUGGAUUGCAUUUGCCACAGGAAUAAGAAGAAAUGACAAAACUGUUUGGGGAGGUUUGGGUGAAGUCGCGACGCGAGGAAGCAAAGAGGCAGAUUAGUACAGAUAAGAGGGAGAGAGACAGCAACAACUGCACAUGCAUGUAAUAUGAAAAGAUCCCUAUCGCCAGCUUUACCUGUUAUGGGAUGUGGGGCAAUCCUGUUGGAAUGAAGAACUUCACUCAAACUUGGAAUUGAUUGAUAUAAUAUUAACAAUUUCACAACUAGGUGACCUUCUGACAAACAUGUGACUUAUAGAAAUUCUAAUAAUAUAGUUAAAAGUUGAUUAAAUUUAAUAAUUGAAACUUUUGACUAUGCUCAUCAAUUUUUAAAUUUCACCUACAUAAAAUACAAAAUAUGUUACUCGUCUCAUAAAAAUAAUUCACAUUGAGGUUUGAGUUUCGUAUUGUUUUUAGUACAAAUUUGAAAAUUUAAUGUGGACUAUUUUUUGUAAGACAGAGGUAAAUUAUGUGUAUUUUCUUUUGGGCUCAAUAAGGUUUGAAUUUCGGUGAGAAAAAAAAAGAAAUUCGAGUUAAUUCAAAUGAAAGCGAAGAGAAAAGAAAAAUUUAUAACUUUUGGGAAGGAAAAAUAAAAUCUUCUAUUAUAAAUUAUGAAAUAUUUGCAUUUAUUUUUAAAGUCAACAUAUUUAAUUUUUCUCAUCAUGUAAAUUAUGACUUCUUCCAUAUUAAUAUCAUCAGAAUAUUACUAUCAUUUUAUGCUACAUUGAAAUAGAAAUAUAGAUUUUAAUUUUUGAAUUUUUUAAAAAAAAAAGAGAUUUUAUUUUAGAAGUUAAAGCCAUGUCUAUGUUGUCGAAUUAUAAUGCCCAAAUUUACAAAUAUUGCCUACUUUAUUAAUGGUCCACUCUACAAUGCUCCUAAUCUAAAUUCUCUAUUAAUUAUUUUAUCUCACACCAUUUUCCCAUUUCAACCAGGAAGAUAAUAAUAUUUGACACUGUAAAGGUGACAUUAUGACUGAGAUUUUUUACACACAAAUUGAAGAU
Molecule: messenger RNA, 5075 nt
Organism: Oldenlandia corymbosa var. corymbosa
Lineage: Eukaryota; Viridiplantae; Streptophyta; Magnoliopsida; Gentianales; Rubiaceae
Source: the annotation of a GenBank genome assembly